This is a messenger RNA of Olea europaea var. sylvestris, 1585 nucleotides long. Its product is annotated as LOB domain-containing protein 25-like. NCBI's taxonomy places the organism in Eukaryota, Viridiplantae, Streptophyta, Magnoliopsida, Lamiales, Oleaceae. Bases 834 to 1331 code for a protein of 165 amino acids. The transcript has 3 exons. The record is from RefSeq and is a predicted model, not a curated record.
ACUCAUCAUAAUUCCUUACCUUUGCAUUACGGUGCAUUCUUUUUCAUCAGUGUCCUCUUUCUUGCUACUAGGGUUUUCACUUUUCCCUUUUCUUCUCUAACAUUUAGCAACAUUAAAUCCUAAACUCUUUAGUUUCCUAUGACUGUCUGAUAGCAUCAUCCUUAAAAGAAUCAAUGUGAAUUGUGAAGAAGCUCGAAACAAAAUAUACGAAGUUCUCUUUCUUUUGAAAAGAGAAAACCCUUGUUCCCUUUCUGGUUCUUCCUCAAGAAAAAUAAAGUAAAAAUUGUUGAGUUGGUCUAUUAGAGCAAAAGAUAGAUCCGCAAAAGGAGGGUUGAUUGAUGAAGAUGAGGAUGAUUUCCCUGUGACUGGCAUACUUGUUUGUAUGUUGUUUGAUCCAACUAUUUUUCUUGUCAAUCUUCGUGUUUUCUUAGGGUAUAGCUAGCCCACUACGUAACGGUAACAGGUAUCUUGUUCCGUGUUUAUAUUUCUAGACAUAGUUUUCAUAGAACGCGUUUGCUCUUUUUCAAGUAAUGACAAUUGUCUCUUUUCAGUGAUAUUUCGAAUACAAUUUUUCCUAGUUUUGAUGAAUGGUUUCGAAAAAAUUACAUGGCAAUUCAGUUUAUAAAUGUCCACUUAAUCUAUGACUCGAACAAUAGAUGUUACAUUUUACAUAGAUUUCUUGAAAGAGAAUUACUUCCCUCAAGCACCAGAUCUUGGCCAAGAGAAAACUAUUUUUCUCAAAAUAAUUUACUCAUAAUUAAUGAAUUGUAUAGUUUUUUUUAUGUGACUUUGAUAAUUGAUUGGCCUUGUUAUAUAAUUCAAUUUUCAGUCAAAUGGCUUCUUCCAGCUAUUCAAACCCUCCUUGUGCUGCCUGCAAAUUUCUAAGGAGAAAAUGCUUGCCAAGUUGCACUUUUGCUGCAUACUUUCCUCCAGAGGAGCCGACAAAAUUUGCCAAUGUACACAAAAUAUUUGGGGCAAGCAAUGUUAGCAAAUUGCUAAAUGAAAUCCCCCCUAAUCAGAGAGAAGAUGCAGUGAAUUCUCUUGCAUAUGAAGCCGAGGCGCGACUAAAAGAUCCUGUUUAUGGCUGUGUUGGAGCAAUAUCUGUUCUUCAAAGGCAAGUCCUUCAUCUCCAAAAGGAAUUAGAUGCUACAAAUGCUGAUUUGAUGUUAUAUGCAAACAAUGAUGUAUCACAUUCGCAUCCAGUUCAGUCCAAUUCAACAUUUUCGAGGACUAAUGCUCAGUAUAAUGGAGGAGAGUCGAAUCCGGGAUUGCUUCAUCCAUAUGCUUCUCCAUGGAAUAAUGACUCUUCAAAUGAUUCCAAGAGCAUGUAAUUAAGAUAUAUAAAGAGCUCGUAUUAAAUCUUGGGUUGGUGAAGAAGCAUAUUGUGACCAUUAUUAGGAAAAGGUGCAAUUUCAUAUGCUUCUUGUUUCAUUUAUUUUCUCAAGGACAAAAAAUGUAUGACUUGUUAUGAGUACGACAAUGGAGUGUUAUUAUAAUGUGAGUGUAAAAUAAUUUGUCCUCUUCAGGGAUAUAUGUACGUUGUGCUAGUAAUCCAUAUUUCUAUUGGGAAAUGGCAUAUAACUAU